AUGUCUAGACUAUCCUCUUUAGUUUCUCUCUACCCAGGAUUUAACCCCUCAAUGUAAAUUUUAUGCAGUUUUACCUUAGAAGGUACCAAUACUUAUAUAAUCGGGACAGGACAAAAAAAAAUCCUAAUAGAUACAGGAGAAGGCAUCCCUGCAUGAAUUGAGAAUUUAUCAAGAAAUAUUGCUCGAAAUGAGCUGCAAUGCAUUCUUAUAACUCAUUCACAUCCUGAUCAUAUUGGAGGGAUAAAUGAUGCAUUUAAUUACUUCGGAAGAGUGCCUGUCUAUAAAAGAGUUAUGGACAAUGAAGAAGAUAGAGAAAUUAAUGAAAAAUUUCAAAAUCAAAUUUAUUCACUGUCUGAUAAUGAAAUUAUCAGAACUGAAGGGGUAACUCUACAAGCAGUGUUUACGCCUGGGUAUUUUUUACAUAGUCAUAAAAACGAUCAUGUUUGCUAUUUUCUGCAAGAAGAAAAUGCUGUGUUUACAGGAGAUUUAAUAAUGGGGAGAGGAUCUGUAACUGAUAUAUAGACAAUACUAGAUGUGUAUUACGACUAUAUGAACUCUUUAUAUAGAGUCCAAAAUAUAGCUCCAAGAAUCCUAUACACAGGACAUGGAGAAACCAAUAUCUUUGCAGCUGAAAAAAUAACAGAAAACAUUGAGCAUAGGAAUCAAAGAGAGCGGCAAGUUUUUAAUGCUUUGGAUUCUCAGAAGACGACUGAAGAAAUUGUAGCUACUGUAUAUGGCCAAUUGGAUGAAAAGGUAAGGUCGUCAGCUAUUUUUAAUACGAACCAAUAUCUUCAGGCGUUAAAAAUCAAAAAUCUUGUGGAAUAUAGUGAAAGCGAAUUAAAGUGGAAACGUGCUGAGUAA
Messenger RNA from Blepharisma stoltei, 861 nucleotides. The record is from the annotation of a GenBank genome assembly. Lineage: Eukaryota; Ciliophora; Heterotrichea; Heterotrichida; Blepharismidae.